This is a messenger RNA of Drosophila elegans, 1811 nucleotides long. RefSeq names its product 2-(3-amino-3-carboxypropyl)histidine synthase subunit 1 (gene Dph1). The coding region runs from base 146 to 1510 and encodes 454 amino acids. NCBI's taxonomy places the organism in Eukaryota, Metazoa, Arthropoda, Insecta, Diptera, Drosophilidae. The transcript has 3 exons. Gene Ontology annotation, molecular function: 2-(3-amino-3-carboxypropyl)histidine synthase activity. Gene Ontology annotation, biological process: protein histidyl modification to diphthamide. The record is from RefSeq and is a predicted model, not a curated record.
UUCUCAUCAGCUGUGCUGCUAGUGAAACGUGCCAGAUUUACACUUAGCAGCAAAUUAAAGUGUUAGGGGCGAAUCAUUAUCUGUGCCAGUGAUAUAAUAGUUAUUGCAAACGCAAAUUGUUGAUUUGGUGUUAAAGUCAUGCACCAUGUUGGACGUGAUCCAACCGAGCAGCAAUCUCCCAACCAGCGAGAGCACCGAUGUGGUGGUGGUCCGGGCCAGACCGAAGAAGGUAUUCAAGCCGAAGGCGAGGAUUAAUCGGAUUCCGCAGGAGCUGCUCGAUGAUCCACUGCUGCAGCAGGCCGUAGACCGCCUGCCCUCGAACUACAACUUCGAGAUGCACAAGACCAUCUGGCGGAUAAGAGAGAUGAAGGCCAAGCGCGUGGCGCUGCAACUGCCGGAGGGCCUGCUGAUGUACGCCAUGGUCAUCAGCGACAUCGUGGAGCGAUUCACCAGCGCGGAUACCGUCAUCAUGGGCGAUGUGACCUACGGUGCCUGCUGCGUGGACGACUAUACUGCCAAGGCACUGGGAGCGGAUCUGCUGGUGCACUACGGCCACAGCUGCCUCAUACCCGUGGAUCAGACGUGCGGCAUCAAGGUGCUGUACAUUUUCGUGGACAUUAAAAUCGAUCCUCUGCACUUCCUGGACUCCGUUAAGCUAAACUUCCGCCCGGAGGUGGGCCAGAUAGCUUUGGUCAGCACCAUACAGUUCGUGACCACACUGCAGGCUGCAUCCACGGAACUAAAGGCUGCCGGCUACGAUGUGAUAGUUCCCCAGGCCAAGCCACUUAGUCCCGGAGAGAUUCUCGGCUGCACAUCGCCGCAGCUGCCAGAGACGACUAAGAUGAUCAUUUAUCUGGGAGACGGGCGUUUCCACCUGGAAUCCGCAAUGAUUGCCAACCCGCUGCUAAAGGCCUACAAAUACGAUCCGUAUGAGAAAAAGUUUACCAUAGAGCAGUAUGACCACACGGCCAUGCAGAAUCUUCGCCUGGAUGCUGUACAGCGGGCUAAGAAGGCCCGCCGCAUCGGCAUCAUACUGGGAACACUCGGAAGACAGGGCAGUUCCAGGGUGCAUCGAUUUUUGGAGAAGCGACUGCACGCCAAGGGCAUUGAGACUACCACGCUGUUACUGUCCGAGAUCUUCCCCCAGAAACUGGCACUCUUUGCGGACAUUGACGCCUUCGUGCAGAUUGCCUGCCCGCGACUUUCGAUCGACUGGGGAUCCGCCUUCAGCCAACCGCUGUUGAAUCCCUACGAACUGUCCGUGGUAUUGGGCGAUGUCGAGUGGACGCCACACAACUCGUCGCCACGCAACAAUGCCUAUCCGAUGGACUUCUAUGCCAGUGGCAGCCUGGGACCCUGGACACCCAACUUCAAGCCACCAGCGCUGGGAGAAUGCGAGAACAAACCAUCGGCCGAUUGCUGUGGCCGUUGCACGCGGGCGGAACUGGAGAAGGAUGAUUCCGGGAAGGCGGCGGCUCUGGACGAUCUUCUCGACUUCAAAAAAGGAUAGAGGGGAUCUUAUCUGACUCGCAUUCAACUGCCCACAGAGCCCUCCAUCUCAAGCGAUCAGCCAUGGUCGUCUGCCCAAAUAUAAUGCUUAAAUACUAAUUUAGUUAGUACAAAUUUGGUUUUUAAGUUCUUACUUUUAGGUAAUUUUUGUGUUCAUCACACAUAGUUUUAUGAUUUCUACGUUCGCAAUAUCGAUCUUUAGCUUAGUUACUAGCUAUUUUUUCAACAGAGAUGCAAUUGUUAUAGUAACAGCAACAAUGUACACAAUAUAUAUAACAUUAAAUAAUGUUUCAAAAGACCAA